Messenger RNA from Macadamia integrifolia, 1060 nucleotides. RefSeq lists its product as uncharacterized. Bases 199 to 612 code for a protein of 137 amino acids. The transcript has 3 exons. Lineage: Eukaryota; Viridiplantae; Streptophyta; Magnoliopsida; Proteales; Proteaceae. The record is from RefSeq and is a predicted model, not a curated record.
UGAAAUCAAACACUUUUUUCGAGGCAAAAAAAUUGCUUCUUAUAACAAAAACAAGAAAAACUGUUUCUGCUGUUUCGUGUCUAGACAAAAUCAAACGCCCUUGGUUUGUAAAUCGUUGAUUCUGUGUCUUUCUUCUUCGUUGGGCAGAAAACUUCGAAUUUCUGUUGGGUUUUCGAUUCAGUGUGAGCAGAAGGUAAAAUGAGCACGGAGGCACCACCGGUGACAGUUCGUCCGAAGCUGGUGACAUUGAAUAAGGCAUUUCAAUUAGCUGAGUCAUGGGUUAAUGACAUGAAUGGAUCAGCAGCUGAAGAUUCAACUGAAGUAGAAUUUGAGGGCCGGCCCUUAAGGCUAGGACUUGGGGCAAAAGUAAUACAUCAGUCGAAACGCAGAGCUUUAACUGAUCCUGUUGAAAGAAAAUUACGUGCCAAGUUGGAUGCUGGAAAAAGAAAAGCUGCCCAAAGCAUAGAAGAAUCCAAUCCAUCUGAGCAAAACGAUAUACUUGGAGAGGAUGAUAGUGAAGAUGAGGUUUCAGAGAGCAGAACCAAUGCCUUUCUGAAGAAGAGAUGGACCCUCCCUGCCUCCUCUUUGCAUGGCAAAAAGAAACAUAAGUAACCAACUGUUACUUCCUGAUUUUGGGAAGUGGUUCUCUGUUUGGGAGCAUGUCCUACGCUAGCUCCAUAUGUGUAUCUCUCUCCUCCCCAAACCAAGUGGCAGAGAUGUCUUUUUCACAUGGGAGGAGCGAGAGAGAGAGAGAGAUGGGAGUAGGAUACAUUCCCAGACAUAGUUCUUUUUCCCAUAUUUUUUUUUAGUAACAGGGGAAUGAGCCAAACAAAUGGAACUAAUGGCAAAUGGAUUGACUAAAUGAGGAAUGAGUUAGGUUACAUAGUUCUUUUUCCCAUUUUUUUUUUAAGUAACAGGGGAAUGAGCCAAACAAAUGGAACUAAUGGCAAAUGGAUUGACUAAAUGAGGAAUGAGUUAGGUUAUUUAGCUGAGAGUUACCUCUUUGCAGGGGAGCAUAUAAUGACAACUUGCAGAAGCUCUGGAAGAAGUUUGAAGGUCC